AGAAAGAAUGGCACGCUGUUCAUUUGGACCAGUUUCCUCGUGCUCUGUCCACGGAGCUUAGAGAAGCUGGCUCUGAGUCCGGGAAGUCACUGUGUUCCUAGGGUUUUUCACCAUGAGUCGAAGAAGAAUAUCCUGUAAAGAUCUGGGCCACGCUGACUGCCAGGGUUGGCUGUACAAGAAAAAGGAAAAGGGAACUUUCCUAAGCAACAAAUGGAAAAAGUUCUGGGUGGUGCUGAAGGGGUCAUCGCUGUAUUGGUAUAGCAAUCAAAUGGCAGAGAAAGCAGAUGGAUUUGUCAACCUGUCAGAUUUCACAGUGGAAAGAGCCUCUGAAUGCAAGAAAAAAAAUGCAUUUAAGGUCAAUCACCCACAGAUCAAAACCUUCUACUUUGCAGCAGAGAAUUUGCAGGAAAUGAAUGUGUGGUUAAACAAGCUUGGAUUUGCUGUGACCCACCAGGAAUCCACCACAAAGGAUGAAGAAUGUUACAGUGAGAGCGAGCAGGAAGAUCCUGAAAUAGCUGUGGAGGCGCCGCCCCCUCCGUUCGCUUCCGCAACUUCCUCUCCUGUGGUACGUGUCGAUGCUGCACGACGGGCAUCCUCUUCCUCACCUAAACGGAGAGAAACAUCAUGCUCUUUCUCUUCUCUGGAAAGUACAGUAAAGGCACCCAGCCGGUUUUCUUCCUCGGGAUCUAAAGAAAGACAGUCCUGGCAUGAUGUAGGUAACAGCUCGCCUGCUACUGAAGAUGUGGGGCAUCCCCUGACAUUUGCUGUACAGCUCCACACCACACUUGCCUUCUCAGAAGCAAGCACUUGCCAGGCCCCAGAAAACAGCUCCAUCACACCAGAAAGUGGGUUUUUGAACUCGUUGUCUAGUGAUGACACUUCUUCACUGAAUAACAAUCAAGACCAUCUAACAGUCCCAGACAGAGCUGCUGGAUCAAGAAUGAUGGACAGAGAAGAAAUAAAAUCAUCUGAAGAUGAUGAGAUGGAAAAACUGUAUAAGUCUUUGGAGCAGGCUAGCCUCUCUCCUCUUGGAGACCGGCGACCCUCAACCAAGAAGGAGCUGAGAAAGUCUUUUGUGAAGCGAUGCAAAAACCCAUCGAUAAAUGAGAAGCUGCACAAGAUCAGAACCUUGAACAGCACAUUAAAGUGCAAAGAACACGAUUUGGCUAUGAUCAACCAGCUGCUGGAUGACCCAAAGUUGACAGCCAGGAAGUACAGAGAGUGGAAGGUCAUGAACACCCUGCUGAUCCAGGACAUCUAUCAGCAGCAGGUACCUCAGGACCCUGAAGUCACUUCUCAGGAAACCAUGAACCCCACCUCUUCUGACUGUGUGGAAAAUUCUCUUUGAGCAGAUGCCCGGACCCUACCCCCCAUCCCUGUUACUAUACCAUUCUACAGGAUGCUGCCAAGGGCACACAUUUCUGCCUACAAGGAAACCCCAACCCCAGUUCCUGAGACAUCAUCCAUCCCUCCCAAGGAUGCAACCCAGGUGAAGCCAGUUCCGAUGCAGUGGGAGUCCUGGCUGUCAGACGUUGCCUUCCUCAAUAUUGGAAUGGAGUGAUGGAGCUCAUCAGAACAGGCAUAGCUUCUGUACUCCUACUGGGAGCUGGCAGGAAUACUAGGCUUUAGGUGGGAUGUGAAAUGGGUAAACCCCCUCUUUUUGCUUUCAAGAGAAUUAUAACCUGCCAUCAACAAAAGGCUCAGUUUUACUAGGGAUAAUAAUCCAUGUUAUUAUUUUGUUUUGCAAAAGAAGCAUGUAGAACUCCCUUGGGUGGGCAGCAGAAAUGUUACAAGUGGAGGGAUUUCUUCCUUACUAGCUACUGGAACUGGACGCAUGUCGGCAUUUGUGGAACACAAGGCUCUUCUUAAUGUUGAUGUUCUAUUUGCUGAGGACUUAUUUGCAUGGUGGGGGCGGAGGAUGGAGAGCCCAAGGAGGAGGGAUUUUUCCUGUUCCACUCAGAGGACAGCUUCAUAAGUUCAUGCUUUGCCUAGGGCGAGGGACGUGAUUAAUAUGCCCCUUCCUCACAAUGUCUAGGAGACGGACUAUCACAGGACCCUUGGAGAUGUUGCCCCCCCAUCCCCAGCUUCUCUGAACAGUGGUAGGAUAGUAAUACCCACUGCAAGGAAUGUUAUAUUAAGUUCAUCCCUGCCUGUGGUGCCUAGACCCAGCAUGAAUUCAUGUCCAGUUUUCCUGAGUUCCAAAUUCACAAGGUUACUUUUGAAUUGUUCUUAACUUGGAAAAGAACCUGGACCAGCAAAACAACAACAAAACGGUUAAACGGGAUCAUUUUAUUUUUGUAUGUUUAUGUGUCAAAUGGUGGAAGAUGUGAACAGUGAUCUAUGUUUCUUAUUUAAAUAUAUUUAUAGAAAUGCAAAUUAUAGUGUUCUGAAAGAAAGUGUACUAUUAUGUGUUGUUCAACAUAUAUAUAUAUAUAUAUUCUAGAAGCAUAUCAUUUUUGCCUGGGAAAAAUAGGUAUAGUAGUGACUUACUGGAAUUGUAUUGCACUAUGAUAUAUGAAGAAUGCUCAGGAAAUCUCUAGAGAAAACCAUGGGAGCAUGUAUUAAUAAUUAGUAAUUUUCUGAAUGCUUUCUUUCCAUUACAACCCCACCCCCAACUCCAGAGAUCUUAAAUUUCAAUGCCUGUUACACAUCAUUUUCUUAACCAGCUCCUUAGGUUAGCUCUUCUGUUUAUAAAGGUGAAGCUUUAUGAUAUUUAGCUGCCAUGAGUUAUAGACCCAAAGGUACACAUCUCAUUAACUACUGGGCCAAAUAAAAUAUAAGUAAUAUAAUUCCCAACUAAAUAUGAACACAAAUUAAAGUUUGAUGUUAAAGAGAUCUCAAGGAGAAAUAAUACAUUAAUCACAAUGACGGCUUCUAAAUCAUAACCUUAAUUCACUAGGAACCCAUGUGAGUUUCACCUGCCCUUUGAAAAUUGUUGAUAUAUCUACUCAUAGCAUCAAAGGUGGCUUCAUAUUAUAGUGUCAAAGGUGGUUCGACAAUUUCGAAUAGAAGUAGCUACCUGAUCUGUAUCUAUAAAGUAAAUGUAAAGAAUUGUUUAAUAUUUCCCUAUACGUCACCAAGACUUUUUUGUACACUGAAAUGAAAAACAAUCCUUGCCUUAAGAGAGAAAAGUAGAGAGAAAGCAACGAGAAGCUAGAAGAUUGGCUAAGUUGAGAGAUAAAGCCUCAAGAUGAGCUGAGAGAGGACCCGCUGGGGUCCUCCAUCUGCAUCCUAUGCAGCUUGAGAUGCUAAUGCCUGUCAGGAUUGUUUCCUUUCUCUCCUGUGGCUAGAGGCUGUUCUGAGGGCAAUGCUUUGAGUGAAAGGAAGCAUUGGGGAGAGGCGAAUUAGCAUUGGAACAAAAACUAGCCUGCUAAAAAAUACUCACUCAUAUCUUUUAUUAGCAACACCCCUUUACAGACUUCCAUCCUCCCUCCAGUGGAAGCCCCAAACAUUUUUUAUGAGGGCUGAUUGCUAUAUUGAAACGUUUUACUCUGGCUUUUCAUUCAUACAUAUUGAACUGACCUUUGAAUGUAAACUCCUUUAGUAACUCAGAUCUAAAGGCAAAAUUGGCUGGUAAGUUUGCUUGACCAAGCCAUGGGGUUAUUUUUCAGGGCAACUUCAAGAAAGCCAGAGCAGAAGUUUCUGCUUUGGUAGAACCAGCCUGCUGAAUGUUCCCAAGUCAUUCUCAGUGGUGUCCUGACCUCCUAGUCACGAACCAACCACCCCCUGUUCCCCAGUUCUGUAAAUAAAUACCUUCUCACUCUGCGCUAGGUUUAGUUAGGGAGUAGGGGUGCUUCUGUGGGCACCCAGCCUCAGCUGUGAUCCUAAGAGGAGGGUGAGGUCAGAUGGGAGUGAGAAGAAGAGUAGGUGACACUUCUGGAGCCCCCCCAUUGAAGAGGAACCAUGAGGAGCUUUCUCUUGGUCUCAAGUCUCUUGCCUGGUUCUAGAGAGUGGGGAACUAGAGAUCUCUUCUAGUUAAUGGCUGGGAAAUGGAUUAGGGUUAGCCAGUGGGAGCCCAGGGGAGACUUGACUGUGUCUCUGGAAUGCUCUGUGCUGGUUCAUCCUUCUCAGGACACCAGUGGUGGAUCUUUGAGCAUGAGUCUUUCAGAACCCAUGGCACUGGUUAAGGAUGAGGCUUCUCUGGGGGGGUGGGAGGAGGGGAUGAGGGGAGGAGGGCUUUAUUUUUUUCCUGGUCUGAAGACUCAAAUGGGAUCCUGGCGGGAGACCCUCACUAGUUGAGAUGUUGCUAACAUGCAUCAGUCCCACAUUUUUCUAUUGCUUGGGGGAUGUCUGUCAUUAGUUCUCCCCCAUCGCUUUAAUCUGAGGUUAGAGGAGUCCCAGAAAGAUGCUAGAGCAAACAGUUGUUAGGAUUCCAACAGGCCAAGAAAGAGGUCGGGUUUGGAGUCUGAUUUUCUGUGCAAACCCAUGCCUUAUGUUUGCACAGAUCUUUGAAAUUUGCAAACCGUGUGUUCCAGACCCCCUUCCCUGCAUCCCAUCAUCCCAUAAGCUAGUCGGGAUGAUUGUGAACUAUGGGUAUAAUGAAAUGCCUGGCUCAAAGCCCCAAGUGAUACAGCCAGAAUCUGAGUUUGAAUUUCAGGUCAGUCAGCCCUCUCUGCAGAGGAGGAAUGAUUGUCUCGGCUUAGCCUGCUGGGGGACAAAUGGUCUGACUUGGCUCCUGUACCCAUUACCCUGGGUUCCGCACACCUGGCUGCUGCAGCUUCUGCUGAAUGCCCAGAGGCACUGGCGUGGGCAGUCUCUCCCUGAAGGUCCUGCCGCCUUGCCCCUGGGUUUCCUGAGAACUGGGGCUUGCUUGACCUGAGUGUUGUUUCUUUUAUUCCCUUCUAUAAAAGACACUAUGUUACCACUGUGAGGACUUUAAAGCUAAAGGAUAGAAGUCUUUAAAGAGAUGGAAAAUGCUUAUUUUGCUACUUUUUCCUUUUGAGAUGUGACCUGCCACAUCAGGUAUCAGAGACUUAGGGAUUAGAAAUGAGUCACGGGAUUGUGAUGAGGCUCAUUUCCUCAGGGAGGCUCCAGACCACAUUGUCAUGGAGAGGGAACAAAGGAAAAGAAAAAUAGUUUUCAGUCUUUUGAGGAGAGAUACUCUACUGAUGAAAGCCAUAUUUAAUUUUACAGACACAGGCUUCUUUGUAAGAAGAGAACGACAAUAUUUUGAUAUAGCAAUAAAGAUGAUCUAGGUACAGAGGGUGACUGUUCAAAUGUCACAGUGUGUUGAAGCGGUGCUGUGCCCGAAUGCAGUUUUAGAUUGUAGCUCUGCUUCUGGCUAAUGGAAUAGGAUGUAUAAAGAAGGUCCAAUCUCCUUCCCAUCAAACACUUCUGUAUACUCACCCACAAGAGAAAUCCAAUCCCAGAUGUAGGUGGUGACUGCCUGCUUAAGGCUUUUGUCACCCAUAAUAGUAAAAGCCCCUCACAUUAGAUUUUUUAAUCUCUGUGAAAUGAAUGGGGCAGAGGGAUGUUCCAUUCACAGAAACCCAACCUUCUCAAGCCACACCAUGCCACUUGCAGCACAUGAAAACGGACCCUGCAUUUUAAAAAGAAACUUUUCCAUUUCCCUUGUUGUAAAGAAACUUGAUUGUUCUGUAUUGAUGUCUCUUUAGCUUUAGUCCAAAGGGAAGCAUGCCCCAUAGAGACAUUUGCCAUCCUGUAAAAAAAAAAACAUGGUUCAAGUCACCACAUGUUCUGCUGUUGCAUGGUGGGGAUGGGGUUCAACAAUGCAUGGUAUGGGGCAAGAUGUUAAUGUGGGGUUGAUACCUUAUCUGUCAUUGUGCUUUUGGUCAUUGUCAUCUCUCUGUUUUGACGAAACUGAAAACACGAGGCAUGCCUCAUUUUUCCUGUUCCCAGAAUGACAUGUAAGAUAAAGAUAAAAUGCACACUGUCUAGUAAAACGGUAUGAAAAAAGAAGUUGAAAUACA
Messenger RNA from Mastomys coucha (southern multimammate mouse), 5930 nucleotides. It is a transcript of the gene Ipcef1, whose product is annotated as interaction protein for cytohesin exchange factors 1. Bases 113 to 1348 code for a protein of 411 amino acids. The record is from RefSeq and is a predicted model, not a curated record. The transcript is spliced from 9 exons. NCBI's taxonomy places the organism in Eukaryota, Metazoa, Chordata, Mammalia, Rodentia, Muridae.